Molecule: messenger RNA, 2604 nt
Organism: Rhagoletis pomonella (apple maggot)
Lineage: Eukaryota; Metazoa; Arthropoda; Insecta; Diptera; Tephritidae
Product: ribosomal protein S6 kinase-like 1
Exons: 6
Coding region: 167-2494 (775 amino acids)
Biological process (GO): protein phosphorylation
Molecular function (GO): ATP binding; phosphatidylinositol binding; protein kinase activity
Source: RefSeq, a predicted model, not a curated record
ACGAUGUAUCGGCUUUUCAAACACAUCGAUGAAUCGUGUGCAAUCCUAAUGGCAGUGCUUUAAAACAAAAAGUUUCGUUUUUCUACAAAGGAUUUCCUAUUAUUCCAUGAAAACAUAAUUAAAUUUUAAUAAAUAAUAUGUAAAUAAAUAUACCGUAUAGAAAACAAUGACUCCUUAUCUAGGUGGUUGGAUUCAUAACUUCACCGUCACGGAUACACAAACCCACAAAGGCGGCUAUACCAUUUAUAAGAUUACAUCAAUUGUUUUCCCAAGGUCCUUACCACAGGCUCUAACAUGCCUGACAACCUGGAAGAGAUUCCAUGAUAUUAAACGACUGCAUCGGGAACUUUCUCGUCGUCAUCGUACUCUUAAAUUACCUGGUCAAUUGCCUGAACCGACUGACUGUAGUUUUUUCAAACGUUUCGAUGCAGACAUCAUACUUCGUCGUAAAGAAUACAUUUUGCAAUUACUUGAUUUUGCAGCCCAGCAUCCAGCUCUUUAUAAAUGCCACGCGUUUACACAAUUUUUCAGCGACGCACAGCACACCGGAGUUGGAAAUACAGCAAGUCGAGGUUUAAACACCUUGACUCCAACGCCAAAUGCGUCACCAUUACAUCCUUUACAUAAGGCGAAUAACUUAAAAGGCGUAGCAAUAGUGGAAAUAUGUGAUAAACUUGAUUUGCGUUACGAUCAGCAUGAAAUUGACACAAGCAUCACAUUAUUGGACCCUCUGCAAAAAACGCCCCAAAAAAAUGGAAAUUUUAAAACUGUAAACACAAUUACAGAGAAUAAAAGUGAUGAUUCUGCUAAAACUACUUCGCCAAUAAAUAAACCUGCAAAUGAACCCAUUUUGAGAACAGAGAUCAUUCCUGAACAGACGGUAUGCAAGGAUUAUAAACGCUUUUUGACACCGAUGGCCUCAAUCGAAAGUGAUGAUAGCGAUUAUAUUUAUGAAGCUGCAUUGGAAUUCAGUAAAGCUGUACAAGCUGAAGCAAAUUUAGACUAUCAGGAGGCACAUGUACGAUAUAAACGGGGCGUUGAACUGUUGCUCAUUGGGUCAAAAGAUGAUUCAAAUGACGAACGGAAAUUUAUAGCAAAGGCUAAAAUUUUAAAAUAUCUCGCACGCGCCGACGAUAUCUAUGAAAAAUUUUUGAAUGGUGAUUCUAACGAUAGAGGUUUUGGUGGUAAAAACAACUUCCAGUUAUCAAUUGAUGUAACGGAUUGUUCAAUCGAUGGUAAACCUUCGGUAUACCUCGAACGUCCGUGGAAUCAUUUGGCCAAGUAUAAAGUUUUAAAAGUACUUGGCGAUAGAGUAAUGCAAGUUUAUUGCGUAACAGAACCUGAACCGCGCACCACAUAUGUGAUGAAAGGCAUUGAGAAGCCCUCCAGUAACAUGCCUACACAAACAGUAUUUUUGCCACAACAUGUGCCAUAUAUGGUCGAUUUGUUGUCACUCUUUCAAUCUGAACAAAAAAUCUUCUUGCUCUUAAAGCACGCUGAAGGAGGAAGUCUAUAUGAAUAUAUCCAGACAUAUACGCCCACAGUAGUUUCGAGAGCAAAUAAUUACUUUUCAGUUCUUUUUCCUGAUGAAACGCAGACUGAGAGUAAUUUACAGCAAAUUGAAGCGGAUAUUUGCAGUAGUGCUAGCAUUGUAAGUGUUCAUGAUUCCGGAUUUGCAGACGAAAAUAGGAGUUCCCGCAAAGUAAAUUCGGAUGAUUCCCCGAAAUUAGCGACUUCGGAGUCGCUAGAGUUCAGUGAGAUAGUACGCACAUCUCAACAGUUGCUACAAUCAGUGUCUAAAACUUUACAUCAAAUCAAACAGUUGGAAGAUCCACCAAACGCGGUGAUCGAAAAAGGUGAAAGUCAAUUUAAAGAGUCUACAUCAGGAACGGCCUCAUAUUUGCCUAAUAGCAAGGAUAAAACAAAACCUACCAAAAUACCGGAAGCUAGUUUAAAACAGUGGGCUCGUGAGCUAGCAGUUGCUAUAAACAGUUUACAUGGCAAAGGCGUAAUAUUAAGUGAUCUCCACAUGGAAAAUUUGCUACUAGGGGCCAAAGGUCAAUUAUUGCUCUCAUAUUUUUAUCAAAAUGAAGGUUUAACCGAUGCCGACAAUUAUAUUCAUAAAGCUUACAGUCCCACAGCAUUAGCCGGCCACUAUGUUGCUCCUGAACGUCCACUAACAUUUAAAUCUGAUUGGUGGAGUUAUGGCAUUAUACUCUAUCAGUUGAUAAUCGGCCUGCCCUUUAAAUCGGCACAUCCUGGCUGUAUAAGUUUGUACGGUUGCGUACAAUAUCCUGACAAUAUUGAAAUCUCGGAGUGUGCCAGAGAUUUGUUGGAAAAACUUUUACAACAGUCGCCCGAGGAGCGGGCAGAUUUUGAGCAAAUACAAGCACAUAAUUUUUUUGUGGGUACCAAUUGGAAGGCUGUUACAGACGCGGGAUUUAGUUGUAACAGUAACGAACGCAAUCGGUGCAAAGAUAGUAGAAUUUCUUAAGCACACGUGUAUAGAUUCAUAUGCGGAGGUAUAGGCCCCUAUUAUGAGUUGCAUUCGAUCUUCGACUAUGGUCGAAAGUGCUGAUCGAAAACGAAUUUGCAUUUCGUAUU